Molecule: messenger RNA, 1257 nt
Organism: Miscanthus lutarioriparius
Lineage: Eukaryota; Viridiplantae; Streptophyta; Magnoliopsida; Poales; Poaceae
Source: the annotation of a GenBank genome assembly
AUGCCAAGAAGACCCGCCAGCCUCUGGCGACGCCACCGCUUCCUGCCGUUGCAGCAGGCGGCGGCACGGAGCAGGUGCAGGCUACCACCGCGUUUGCGCGGGCGGGUGGCGGCUGGGGUGGUGGUGGUGGAGACUGGAGAGGGCGGCCGGGCGGGGAGGACGAAGCGCGAGGCGGCGGGAGUGGAAAUGAGGCGGCGUGAGGUGGGUCCUCGCGGAGAUUGGGAUAGGCCGGGGCGCCGGGAGCAGCAUCCGGAACCGGAAGGCGGAGGCCAUCGCCAUGGAUGCCGGCGAGCUCUGCUGCUGCAACGGAAGAGGACGGGGGUAGAGGAGCUUUUGGGCUUUCCUCGCUGGGUUUCUGCGAUGGGCUCUCAAGCCCCGUGCCAGCAAUGGGCUCGUUUGGGCCUUAUCUUUUGCGGCCCAUUUACCUGCACACAUCUACACCCAGCAAGUGAGACUUGCCAUCCAUUCCAUUUUGUCGCGGUUCGUCUCUGCGGCGGCGGCGGCGGCGAGGCCUCUGCGAGACUUCCAGAUCUCUCCGACGGGGAGGAGCCUCCGCAGCGGAGCGGAUCGUCGGAGAUGUCGUACAUAUGCGGGGGACCUGCUGACGAAGAUGCGGAAGCUGGUGAAGGGACUUGCCAGGCCCGAGCCCAGGUGGCUCAAGGCCAUGGAAGAGUCGGUGCUCUCGCUACUCCAACCUCUGUUUUCCCGUCCCUAGCUGUGCCCUUGCACUUACAUUUCUCGAUUGGUCGAUCCAUCCGUGAUGCCGUUAGGUGGCGCUUGUUCAUUAGGGCACCGCCAGUGACAUUUCCUCGCCCAGAGGGGAAGAUCAAGAAGAUCGAGUUUCCUGAGGAUGUGUAUGUUAGGAAGUUCAACAAAAAACAUCCGGAUUCGCUCUACCAUGAUGCAAUCAAGAUAAGUGGAUUUGAUCCCCCACCAGCUCGAGUUUUUGCUUGGCGUGUCCUGGAGCUGAAAGAGCAAGGAGUCAGUGAAGAUGAUGCGGUGGCUGUAGCCGAUAUGGAGUAUCGGACACAGAAGAAAGCAAAGAAAAAAGCAUACAAGGAACUGAAAGAAAUCGCCCGCAGUGAAGGAAAGAAGCCACCUCCAAAUCCAUACCCAAGUGCCAUAAAAGAAAUACAAGCAGAGGAAAAGAAAUAUGUUAUGGAUCGUUUAUUUAACCCGAAGGUAAUUGAGAUUGCGAACAAGAUGAAAGAGGAGAGAGACAAGUUGCGUCAAGAUAGAGCAGCAGGUCAAUGGUAG